GUUCAGACAUCCCUUUGAAUAGCCUCACUAGCAACAUCUCCACCCUGGCGACCCGAGUGCUUACAAUCAAAUACGCUAUACCAUCACAAUCUGCAUUCUACUUCGACCACAAUCACGUCAAUCAGAAGCCCAAGUCACCGCUCGAAACGGUCCAUUGCAUGACGCUCAUAUCUCUGCUUCAAUUCAGAACAUGCCUCCCUUUAUACUCUCCCAAUGUAAUGUCGCCGACGGCGCCGCCCUGGCCGCCAACAGCAUCCCCGCAUUCUGGGCUGAUCCGCACUGGGUCCUGGCCUGGCGCCAUCGGACCCUUGAGUAUCACAUUUCGCAGAUAGCCCUGCGCUUCCCGCGCAACAUGCUGAAUAACCGGGAGUCCUUGCGACAUCAGAAAGCAGUGGAUCCAGAGACAGGCCGCAUACUCGGUUAUGCGCGAUGGUGCCUGCCACCGUCUUAUGGGAUAAGCCCAGAUGAUGGCACGCCGACAUGGCCCGAGGCCCAGGUCCCGGCUGUCGAGCCCGAAAAGGAGGCCGAGAUCCGGCGGACUGCCGAGACUGUUGUCUGGGAUCCCAACAACAAUGCCGAUGAGUUGUUGGAUCGCGUAAACGCGCUGGAGAAGGAAGUGACGCCAAAGACACCAUAUAUAAGUCUAGAAUACCUUGCUGUGCAUCCAGACAACCAGCGUAAAGGAGUCGGGAGAGCAUUGGUGAAGAGCGGGAUGGACCAGGCAGACAAGAUGGGGUUAAACAUCUUCGUUCAUGCUUUGAGAGAGGGAGCUGAACUGUAUAAACGAAUGGGUUUUCGCCUCAUAGCAGAGCUCGUCCAGGACGACUCUGCGUACGGUGGCAGUGGGGUGUAUGGUACAUAUUUCUUCAUCUAUGAGUCUGGAUCGAGGGUUUAGGGUUUUGCAUAUCCCCGGUCGAAUACUUAACAUCUUCCACUGUCUUUCUGCCAGCUUG
Penicilliopsis zonata CBS 506.65 is the source of this 953-nucleotide messenger RNA. RefSeq lists its product as hypothetical. Gene Ontology annotation, molecular function: acyltransferase activity, transferring groups other than amino-acyl groups. Bases 191 to 895 code for a protein of 234 amino acids. NCBI's taxonomy places the organism in Eukaryota, Fungi, Ascomycota, Eurotiomycetes, Eurotiales, Aspergillaceae. The transcript is spliced from 3 exons. The record is from RefSeq and is a predicted model, not a curated record.